UUUGUAAAUAUUUAGAUGAAACCCGCCAUUGCAACAGCCGCAAAUGACGGAGAGACCGACGUCAUGGAAACAACAGUCAUUCUAAGUGGUCGUUCCUCUUCAUGCGAGGACAACGGAACGACAGUUCAUCAACACACCAGCGGCGGGGGCACCACUGCAGCAUGUGAUGACGUGUUGGCCACUAUUCAAAUGGAAACUGAGAAGAUGCUGGCUAAUGUGGAUGACAACGAAAGCGGUGCACGAGGGAACAGUGGUCACACAGAGAAGGUGGGUGGAGAGAGAGAGGACGAAGAUGUUGGCAACGAGGGUCCUCACAGUGGAUGCAUUGUCAAAGAUGCAAAUGUGACAAAGACGAUGGCAGGAGAUAGAUACCCGUACGAUGUGAACUGGGUGCCUGGUCGUGUUCAGCCUGGUAUCGUUGGAGGUGUGGAUUGCUUUGCUUUCAAGAUGUGCAUGAGAUUGAGAGACCCUCUGGGUGUCCCUUUCCAGCUCACGUUCAUGGAUGGACUGCUGCGACACAUUCAGUACGCGGGUGAUGACGACGGUCGUGCUGCAAUCAACCCUCAACAAACAGCACAACAGCAGCAGGACAUUUCACAUUUCUCCUCUGAGGUCGACGCCCCGGAAACGACACAUGAUGGGGGAUGUUCUCACGCACAGCCCGACGACGGUGACACCCCUGUGGAGCAUGUGACAGGGAGGGAAGAGAAGAAGAAGAAGCAGUGCACGUCCAGACCGCCUCGUCAUCCCAGGAGUCCCACAAAAGCAAAAGGCAAAGAAAAGGUUGUCCCACGUAGAGGCGAAACUCCCAAAGCAGCCGCUGCCCCAGCUCCUAAGCGCAGGCGCCGCCCGGGGAUGGCAGCAUUGGCAGAGAUUCGGCAACUCCAACGAUCUACUAACUUGUACAUCGCUUUGAGGCCGUUUAUGAGGGUAGUGGGCGAGAUCGUCGAAACAGAUAUCGCACUGGGGGAGUCUAUGAGGUUUCAGAUGAGCGCCAUACGUGCGUUGAUGGAAGCGGCGGAAGCAUAUCUCAUCAACCAUUUCGAGAAAACGAACAUCAUUGCUAUCCACUGCAAGAGGGUGACGAUCCAGCUGAAGGACCUGAGGCUGGUUGAUAACUUGUCCAAGGCUCGCUGGGAAUACAGAUACCAAGGCAUUACCGACGAGCAGAAGAGAGCAGAAAAGCUACGGCAGAUGAAUGCUGCAAGGCAAGAGGAGAGAGAUGCGCGGGCGGGGAAGGGGCUGUCAGGGAAGACAGACCGCGCCACGUGACUUGCAUUUACUUGCUGUUAUCUGCGG
Molecule: messenger RNA, 1299 nt
Organism: Chara braunii
Lineage: Eukaryota; Viridiplantae; Streptophyta; Charophyceae; Charales; Characeae
Source: the annotation of a GenBank genome assembly